AGGGACUAUGUCGCAAUCUGUGAGGAUUAAAAUAAAGAAUUUCAGUCAAAAAAGUUAAAUUUUUAAUGAAAUUUGAAGAAUUUUGGAAAUUUCUUACCUGAAAUCGAGACUCAAGGCUAGUUUUGAACAAUUUUCAUCAAAAACUUCAAGUGACAUCGCCCGAAAGAGCUUAAAACUGAAGUUGCCGGUUGAAAAAAAUGAGUUUUCGUAAAUAUCGAACGCCUUUGCCUUCAUUUCCGAAGUUUUUGCCUGUCACAGAGAUCCCAAGUGAGCCAAAAUACAAAGGAAAGCUCUCAGAAUCAUCAGUUUUGGUCACAAAUCCUGAAGAAGCGCAAGAAUUACAUGAAAAUGGAUGCUUCGGAGUUAGUAAUCGUUUCCAGAAACAAUUCGUGAACGAAAGAUUUUACGAAAUUCGUGACGGAUUUGCAUCGGAAGAGGAAAAUUCUGAAGAAAAUACCAUUUUAGGGCGUUGUGAAUUGACGGAGGACUUGAAAUUAUUUCCAGAAGAGGCCUUUUUCUUGCAUUUUUCGUUAAAAGUGCUUCGAAUAUUCGAUGAAAAUGAUCGUGAGAUGACUUCAGAAGAGAUUUUGAUGAAAUUUAUCGAAGCCAAAAGAAAUUUCGUAACAAAUUUCGUGGCAUAUCAAUAUUGCAGAGCGAAAAAUUGGGUUGUGAAAGAUGGAACAAACUUCGGAAGUGACUUUUUACUUUACCAACUUGGGCCUCAAUAUUUUCACUCACAAUUUACGGUUAAAGUCCGAAAUACGCUCGAUACCGAGGACAAAUUUCCUUCAAAACAAUUUCUCGGAUGGUAUCGCAUCUCAGAGACGAGUAAAAAGGAGUGUCUCGUCAUCGAAGUUGUUCCUCCAAGUGCAAAUUCAAUGGAUCUUCUCACUCGAUUGCGUGAUUUUCGCGUUCGAUUACUCACCUUUAAGCGUUUCAACCUGUGGAAAGGCACCAAAAGCGUCUCAACGUAAUUUUCUAUUCGUUUAAUCGCCAAAUAAAAUCUCUUUU
Culicoides brevitarsis is the source of this 1011-nucleotide messenger RNA. RefSeq names its product tRNA-splicing endonuclease subunit Sen2 (gene Tsen2). The transcript has 2 exons. NCBI's taxonomy places the organism in Eukaryota, Metazoa, Arthropoda, Insecta, Diptera, Ceratopogonidae. Gene Ontology annotation, cellular component: tRNA-intron endonuclease complex. Gene Ontology annotation, biological process: tRNA splicing, via endonucleolytic cleavage and ligation; tRNA-type intron splice site recognition and cleavage. Bases 198 to 974 code for a protein of 258 amino acids. The record is from RefSeq and is a predicted model, not a curated record. Gene Ontology annotation, molecular function: nucleic acid binding; tRNA-intron lyase activity.